AAGCAUAUGCCAGCAUAUGACGCUGUUUAAAAGGUCAAACCAGCGAUUUCCCUUCUUUCCCAAACGGUGGAACGAUUCGAUACUAUGGCUAACACCGUAAAAAUACCUGUACCCGCCUUGAACAAAGAGAUCAGCGUUUCCACUGGCCUCUUUAUUAACAACGAAUUUGUCCCUUCUGUGGACUCUUCAGAAGUCAUACAAUGUUUCAACCCUGCUACAGAAGAAAUCAUUGCGAGCGUUGUGGCAGGUUCUUCGAAGGAUAUCGACGUUGCCGUAGCUGCUGCCCGCAAGGCAUUCAAAACGUCCUGGGGAAAGAAUGUCACUGGCUGGGAGCGGUCUCGCUUGAUCAACAAACUGGCUGAUUUGAUAGAAAGGGAUGCGCAAGAAUUAGCUGAACUGGAAACUCUGAACAAUGGAAAACCGGUCGCCAUAGCUAGAGACUUCGAUAUCGGAGAUAGCAUCCAGUGUUUGAGGUACUAUGCUGGGUGGGCCGACAAAGUCACUGGUCAGACUAUCGAAGUGGACAACAAAUCCAAGAUGGCUUUCACUCGUCAUGAACCAAUUGGGGUUUGUGGGCAGAUUAUCCCUUGGAAUUAUCCGAUCAAUAUGUGGGCUUGGAAAGUAGCCCCCGCAUUGGCAGUAGGCUGCACUAUUGUGAUGAAACCCUCUGAACUUACUCCUCUCACUGCUUUGAAACUGUCCGAACUAGUAGUCGAAGCCGGGUUCCCCCCGGGAGUUAUCAACACCGUACCUUCUCUGGGUUCGGUCGGAGGUGCAGCGCUCUCUGCCCACCCGGACGUCGAUAAGAUUGCAUUCACUGGAUCUACCUUAACCGGUAGGAAAAUUAUGGAAGCUGCAGCGAAGUCCAAUCUCAAAAAGGUCUCUCUGGAACUUGGCGGAAAGUCUCCACAAUUGAUCUUUGAGUCUGCUGAUCUCCAACAAGCUGCUGCCUGGUCCGCGUUGGGUAUUUGCUACAAUACUGGCCAAGAUUGUACUGCGGGAUCUCGAAUCUACGUCCAGGACACCGUUUACGAUAAGUUCAUCGACGUUUUGGUAUCAACAGUCAAGGAGACCGUCAUUGGUAACGGCUUUGACCAAAAGACUGGAGGAGGUCCCUUGGUCUCGAAGGCUCAAUUUGAUCGAGUAUGGGGUUAUAUCGACGCUGGAAAAGCUGAAGGAGCGAAGGUUGUUCUAGGAGGAGAGAGGAGAAACACCAAGGGUUUCUUUGUGGACCCUACAAUCUUUACAGAUGUCAGUUCAGACAUGAAAAUUGUCAAGGAGGAAAUCUUUGGACCUGUUUUGAGUAUUGGCCGGUUCAAAACGGAAGAAGAGGCUGUAGCCCUAGCUAACAACACCACUUAUGGUCUGGGUGCUGGCCUGCAUUCCACUGAUGCCAGUCAAUGUAUGAGAGUAUCUGGCCUCCUAGAAGCUGGAACGGUACGUGAUCUGAGCGACGUAACUGCCUCGGGGUCUAUCAGGAUUUCAAGCAUUCUGUUUAUAGGUUUGGGUCAAUUCAUAUAACC
Messenger RNA from Lentinula edodes (shiitake mushroom), 1523 nucleotides. Its product is annotated as NAD-aldehyde dehydrogenase. The transcript is spliced from 17 exons. The record is from RefSeq and is a predicted model, not a curated record. Lineage: Eukaryota; Fungi; Basidiomycota; Agaricomycetes; Agaricales; Omphalotaceae. Gene Ontology annotation, molecular function: aldehyde dehydrogenase (NAD+) activity. Bases 85 to 1521 code for a protein of 478 amino acids.